CCUGAUAGUAACUUGCAGUUUCCGAGCACAUGCAGAUUGCCCGGGCUAGCCUGCCGCUCGCUCGCCGCGUCCUGCUCCUCGGUCCUGCCUGCCCGGAGUGCAGCUUGUCAUUGCCAGGGCUGUCUUCCACCCGCUGGGAAAUCGCAAAAGCUGUUUUCUCUCACACCAAAGAGGAGAUUUGACUUUCUGGGGUGGUUCCAAGACACUGCAGUGCAAAGAAGAGACACUCUUAGAAAAUAAAACAUGACCAAAAGCAAUGGGGAAGAGCCCAGGAUGGGAGGCAGGAUGGAGAGAUUUCAGCAAGGAGUCCGUAAACGCACACUUUUGGCUAAGAAGAAAGUGCAAAACAUCACAAAGGAAGAUGUUAAAAGUUACCUGUUUCGGAAUGCUUUUGUGCUGCUUACUGUCUCCGCUGUCAUUGUGGGUACAAUUCUUGGUUUUACCCUCCGACCAUACAGAAUGAGCUACCGGGAAGUCAAGUAUUUUUCCUUUCCUGGGGAACUUUUGAUGAGGAUGUUACAGAUGUUGGUCUUACCACUUAUCAUCUCCAGUCUUGUCACAGGAAUGGCGGCCCUAGAUAGUAAGGCAUCAGGGAAGAUGGGGAUGCGAGCUGUAGUCUAUUACAUGACUACCACCAUCAUUGCUGUGGUGAUUGGCAUAAUCAUUGUCAUCAUCAUCCAUCCUGGAAAGGGCACAAAGGAAAACAUGUACAGAGAAGGCAAAAUUGUCCAAGUAACUGCUGCAGAUGCCUUCCUGGACUUAAUCAGGAACAUGUUCCCUCCAAAUCUGGUGGAAGCCUGCUUUAAACAGUUUAAAACCAACUAUGAGAAGAGAAGCUUGAGAGUACCCAUCCAACCCAAUGAGACACUUGUGGGUGCUGUGAUAAACAAUGUGUCAGAGGCGAUGGAGACUCUCACUCGGAUCACAGAGGAGAUGGUCCCAGUUCCAGGAUCUGUAAACGGGGUCAAUGCCCUGGGACUAGUUGUCUUUUCCAUGUGCUUCGGUUUUGUGAUUGGAAACAUGAAGGAGCAAGGGCAAGCCCUGAGAGAGUUCUUUGAUUCUCUUAACGAAGCCAUCAUGAGAUUGGUUGCAGUGAUAAUGUGGUAUGCCCCUCUGGGAAUCCUCUUCCUGAUUGCAGGGAAAAUUGUUGAGAUGGAAGACAUGGGUGUAAUUGGAGGGCAGCUUGCCAUGUAUACAGUGACAGUCAUUGUUGGCCUCCUCAUUCAUGCAGUCAUUGUCCUACCUCUCCUCUACUUCCUGGUAACCCGGAAGAACCCUUGGGUCUUCAUUGGAGGUUUACUGCAAGCACUCAUCACAGCUCUAGGGACCUCUUCAAGUUCUGCCACCCUACCUAUCACCUUCAAGUGCCUGGAAGAGAACAAUGGCGUAGACAAACGUGUCACCAGAUUUGUGCUCCCGGUGGGGGCCACAAUUAACAUGGAUGGAACAGCCCUCUAUGAGGCUUUGGCUGCCAUUUUCAUCGCUCAAGUUAACAACUUUGACCUGAACUUUGGACAGAUUAUUACAAUCAGCAUCACAGCUACAGCGGCAAGUAUUGGAGCAGCUGGGAUUCCUCAGGCGGGCCUGGUCACCAUGGUCAUCGUGCUGACAUCCGUGGGUCUGCCCACUGACGACAUCACGCUCAUCAUUGCAGUGGACUGGUUCCUGGACCGCCUCCGAACCACAACCAAUGUACUGGGUGACAGGGUGCCUCCGGGAGCCGGGAUUGUUGAGCACUUGUCACGACACGAACUGAAGAUCAGAGACGUUGAGAUGGGUAACUCGGUGAUUGAAGAGAAUGAAAUGAAGAAGCCAUACCAGCUGAUUGCCCAGGACAAUGAAACCGAGAAACCUCUUGAUAGUGAGACCAAGAUGUAGACUAACACAAAGACACGCUUUCUUGCACACCAGGGGUUUGAAACCAUCAUGAAAUGUGUCCAUCUCAUUAGGCUCAUUCUCUCCAAUGAAACCCUGCCCUCCUCUUUUCUCCCUACUGGGAAAUGAAUGGAAGGUAUUCAUCCAAAAACGGGAGGAUUUUGCGGCAGCCAAACCAUAUUCUUUUCAUCCCACAUUUGCAAUUUGAAAAUCAUCUCCUAUUAGUCUUACCUAGUAAGGUAGUGGGAUCCAAAAUCAUCUUGAUCAGUUCUCACAAAUUCAUGUGGAAUGUGAUCCCACAAACACGAUUGCUUUAUAAGUUAAAGACUCUAACAAAUAGGCUAAAGUAUUUCAAGUCAACUUUCAAAUUACAAAAAUCCUUCAGAAUAUUAGUCUCAAAACAUAGCAACUCAACGGGAAACAAUCAGCUGUCAGUUGGACUAUAGAAGGAUUUUUUGCCCCAUUCUCUUCUGACUUGUGUCUCUAUUUUCCUGGGAUCAGGAAAAUGUACGUCGACACAUCCCAUGCAGCUGUGAGAGGGGACAGCAAGUGAAAUUUCCGUGUGGCCUUGAGCAAGUCGCCUCUCAUUUCUAGGCCUCAGGGUGGUCAUCUGCACAAUAAGUGACUUCCUUAGAUGCCUUUAUGGUCUUGCUAGCCCAGUCUUCCUGUGAUUCCACAAAAGCGCCUGCCCUCAAUUUCUCCACAGGAUUACCCUGCACACCAAGUAUCGGGCAAUGCAGUACAGGGCUCUGAGAAAGAGCACUUAAUGGAAGUGAACAUCUCUGUAUCGAGGCAAGACGGUGCGUGGUUCACCAGCUCCCAUAUCCAAAAUGUCAGUUACUCCAGUUGUCGGAUCAAAGGCCAUUCCAGGAGAGGGAUUAUUCAUGAAACCCUUUGCCUUUUUCCAACAGGGGAAGUAUUCCCUUCUUUCCUCCUCUCCCCAAACAGAAGGGAAGGAUGUCUCCCACUGCUCCACUCACAAAAGACUUUUAGGAAGUAAACAGACUAGCAACUAGCAAGGGUGUUCAUGGCCUUACUGUGGGACAACACAGAGCUGAGGAAGAAGCAAGCGUGACUGGCAUUAAAGAGAGGAAUUUAUAAUACCGAGAGUUUAGGUCUUCUUUAAGGAAAACUAAAAAAGAAGAGUUUCAUUUGGAUCCUUUUUUUUAACCUGAAACACUUUUUCUUUUCACUUUUGAAUCAUUCCUCCAAGAAACAUAUAUACAAAAAUAUUACCUCUUACAUAUUACGAAGAAGUCAAAUGAACGUGCUACUACAGUUCCAUGGACUGAGUCAGUGGUCUCUAAUCAGAUCUUAGAGUGAAGAGAAAUGAAAUACUUUGCAUUGAAAUUUCACUCACCAAAUUAUUUAAAACUUGCUGCUAGAGCAGGGUUUGCUGUAGUUUUGUUUGUGUACCUAAGAGACACAGUAGAAGACAAAUCAGUAGGCAGGCAAUGUGAAUGAGGUCAUAAGAAAAGAACGCAGUGGCAUUAGUUUCAGGCAAGACAGCUCCCUGGUUGAAAAGAUUAAUUUUUGCCCCCUAAAAGAAUAUCCAGUCAAAGACACUCAGUGGGAGCCAUCAGACAGUACCAGCUGUGUUUGAGUCUCUGCCUGAAAACAGUGAUGGACUUAAUUACGCUAACAAAUGGAGAAUCUAGACCUCCACCCUCUGAUACACAAUUAGAGAUUUUUUAUAGAGACCCUGAGCAUUUCGUGCAUAUAAAAGUUAACAUUAGGCUGUGGUAGAGUAACCACUUAAUGCUGAGGCUCUAUUUGGGAAAUACACUACAAAAA
Fukomys damarensis (Damara mole-rat) is the source of this 3669-nucleotide messenger RNA. RefSeq names its product solute carrier family 1 member 3 (gene Slc1a3). Gene Ontology annotation, biological process: D-aspartate import across plasma membrane; L-aspartate import across plasma membrane; L-glutamate import across plasma membrane. The coding region runs from base 244 to 1878 and encodes 544 amino acids. Gene Ontology annotation, cellular component: plasma membrane. Lineage: Eukaryota; Metazoa; Chordata; Mammalia; Rodentia; Bathyergidae. The record is from RefSeq and is a predicted model, not a curated record. Gene Ontology annotation, molecular function: glutamate:sodium symporter activity; L-glutamate transmembrane transporter activity; neutral L-amino acid transmembrane transporter activity. The transcript is spliced from 10 exons.